UUGUGUGUGUGUGUGUGAGAGAGAGAGAGAGAGAGAGAGAGAGAGAGAGAGAGAGGUCUUGUUGACUUCACAGAAGAAAAGAACACUGGAGAGACCUUAUCCAAAACAGUUGAAAAAGAGAGGCUGUAAAUUGUUUGUGUUGUGCUGGAUCCUCUGUGUGCAUGCAUCAUGCAUGUGGUCUGUGGUCUGUGGAAUUGGAAUUGAGCUUGGAGUGUAAGGUUGUUAUGGGUGGGGACGGAGAGAUUCACAUUCACAUUCACAUUCACAUUCACAAUCACAGAGAGGCGAUGAGAUGAAUGCCUCUGUUUCCAUCAUUCCCUCCUCCUCCUCCUCUACCUCCUCCUGCUGCUGCACCACCACCCUCCUCCGCCGCCGCAGCCGCAUAUUUAAAACUACCUCACCUGCUAAUAAAUCUAUUUUCACCUCCAACUCCAACUCCCAUUUUACUACUGCCUCGUCCUCCCCCCAUUACCACCGCCCUUUUUUACUGCGAGUAACAAAUGAUUCAAGUGGAAGCAGUGAAUCUGAGAGAAGAGAGGCAGUAGAUAGGAUUGUGGAUGGGAUCGAGUUUGGGGAGCUGUGCAAUGAGUUUGAGUGCAUCAGUAGCCCCUCCAUCGAGUCUACGGCUCGACAGCUUGUACGUGACAUCCUUGAGCUCAGGGAAGGCAAUCGCGCCCUCGGAACCUUUGCUGUUUCUGUUCAAUACAAGGACCCAGUUAGAAGUUUUAGUGGUCGUGACAAAUACAAGAGACCACUAUGGAUCACCGCUGCCCUCCACAAACCCUCUGUGAGUGUACAAGAGAUGAGCAUGUUAUCCACCAGUGUCCUAAGUAUCAAGUGGACUGUCAAAGGGAAGCCCAAGAACAUCGUUGGUGCUAUAGCCUCGGAUUUGAUCAUCCGAAUUAAUUCCCAAUUCACUCUAAACCAGAUAAGUGGGCAAGUGAUUGAGCAUGAAGAGUUUUGGGAUUUAUCGGCUUCCUCUGCCAUUGGCAAGGCAUAUUUCUGGACCUCGCGUCGUCUCUUUGCUACCAUUGAGGGUGGCAAAGACUUGGCUGAUGUUGUCAAAACCAUUUCAAACCAGUUUCCCAGAGAAAAACAGAAUAUGGAGAUUUAUCCUGACCCUUCUGGUGACCCAACUAAGUUCUUUCAAAGGGAUGACGGUUUCCAAAGAGAUGUAUACCAAAUUGCUCUGUUUCUGGCACUCGUCUAUUUUGUUGUUCAGCUUUUGAGGACAACCUUGUAAACCCCACAUUACCGUUGUGUACUCUAGUAAGUUAAGUUUACACUUGAAAUCUAUAUGCAUACUACUAACUAUGAAAUGUUGAGAUAUAUUGCAUCAAUGUUUCAGCUUACAUUUACAAAGACA
Molecule: messenger RNA, 1366 nt
Organism: Prunus dulcis (almond)
Lineage: Eukaryota; Viridiplantae; Streptophyta; Magnoliopsida; Rosales; Rosaceae
Exons: 5
Coding region: 293-1243 (316 amino acids)
Cellular component (GO): chloroplast
Source: RefSeq, a predicted model, not a curated record